Molecule: messenger RNA, 1605 nt
Organism: Amphimedon queenslandica
Lineage: Eukaryota; Metazoa; Porifera; Demospongiae; Haplosclerida; Niphatidae
Product: COP9 signalosome complex subunit 1-like
Exons: 16
Coding region: 76-1524 (482 amino acids)
Cellular component (GO): COP9 signalosome
Molecular function (GO): protein binding
Source: RefSeq, a predicted model, not a curated record
GAUCAUGAAUAUUCAUUGAUUAGGCCUAAUUUGGUGCAUGCCCACUUGCCCAGAUUUUUUUUACAAGCAUAAAAAAUGCCAGUUCAACGUGGAUCUAGACAACCAAAUCCUCCAAGAAGACCACAACAGUUGGACAGUGUAGAGCCAAUGCAAGUGGAUGAUCCAGAUGGGCCCCAGGAUGCACCCUCUAAUUUUGUUGUCGAUCCACCUUCAAAUUUUGAUCUCGAGUCUUAUGCCAGUGGCUACGAAGGUCCAGCAAAAAUAAAAAGGUUAAUGUUUGUAGCUAAACACUGUCCCAGCCUCUCUGAAGAUGCCCUCAGGUUGGCACUAGCAGCUGUUGAAAAGACAUUCAAUAUGGCAACGUUUGUCACUAUUAGACAGAAAUUAUACCAGUGUACUAAUGAUUCAAAAUAUGCUGAGAAUGACGAAUCUGCCUUGUUUGUUACUCAAGUUAAUAGGAAGUCGGCCAUAACCCUGGAGAGACUUGAUUCUGAUCUAAAGAAUUAUCGGAGCAACUCGAUCAAAGAGAGCAUCAGGAGAGGGUUUGAUGCACUAGGAGAUCACUACAUGGACUGUGGGGAUUUAAGCUCUGCUCUCAAGAUGUACACCAGAGCUCGUGAUCAUUGCACCAGCUCAAGACACAUAGUCUCUCUUUGCCUUAACAUUAUAAAGGUCAGUGUGUUGCUAGGCCAUUGGCAGCAGGUCCUCAGUUAUUAUAGCAAAGCUGAAGCAACGCAAGAAGUCGCUGAAGCUCACAAGAAUCAGACUAACUUGUCUAUGCUUUCAAGGCUCAAAUGUGCAGCUGGUCUAGCUGAAAUGGAAGGCCGAAAGUACAAGAAUGCUGCCCGUUAUUUUCUACAGGCUUCGUUCGAUCAUUGCAAUUGUCCAGAUCUAUUGUCACCAUAUACCAUAGCUGUCUAUGGAGGAUUGUGUGCACUGGCCUCAUUUGACAGACAAGAGCUCUAUACAAAGGUCAUUAGCAGCAGCUCUUUUAAGCUUUUCUUGGAGCUUGAGCCUUCACUGAGAGAUGUCAUUUCUCAGUUCCACCAGUCGCAGUACACCUCUUGUCUCUCAACUCUUGAGGCGCUCAGGAACAGUUUCAUGCUCGAUCAGUAUCUAGCAAAUCAUAUAUCCGACUUGUAUGCACAGAUAAGAAACAAAGCACUCAUUCAAUAUUUCAGUCCUUAUUCCUCAGUUGAUUUACAUAAAAUGGCUGAUGCUUUCAAUACUGAUGUCAACUCUUUGGAAAACGAGCUGAUAUCUUUAAUAUUGAACGGAAUGAUAUCGGCAAGGAUUGACUCGCAUGCUAAAGUAAUGCAUUCGCGUCAUAUUGAUCAGAGGCAGGCCAUGUUUCAGAAAGCCAUUGAAGUAGGAGAUGCAUACGUACUAAGAACUAAGGUAUUGUUGAUGAGAGCUUUACUACACAACAAUGGAAUAUUAGUAUCACAGGCGUCGGAUCAGAGUGAUGAGACUAGUGUUGACACCAGCCCUGCCGGAGCUGCUCCAAAAAGAAUGAAACCAUAACUGAUUAAUAAAUAAUAAUAAUGAUUAAUUAAAUAACACAGCAUUUAUUAUAAAAUUUGUUCAAGUGGUUAAUGAUUAAUA